This is a messenger RNA of Setaria italica (foxtail millet), 2016 nucleotides long. RefSeq lists its product as uncharacterized. The record is from RefSeq and is a predicted model, not a curated record. NCBI's taxonomy places the organism in Eukaryota, Viridiplantae, Streptophyta, Magnoliopsida, Poales, Poaceae. The coding region runs from base 464 to 1549 and encodes 361 amino acids. The transcript is spliced from 6 exons.
UGGGUGUGCUCGGUCAGUCAAAAUCCCUAACUUUUACUGAGCGGACACCGAGCCCGGCCGCCGCCGCCGCCGUACCCUGUUGCCACCAUCACUGCACUGGUUUUUGCCGUCCAAUCGGCGGGCGGGCGUCACCAGGAGCUAUUCUCCAGGAGCUAUUCUCGACGCUGGAGACCUCUUCCGUCGCCGGCAUUCCUCCUCCCAGGCUUGCGCAAGCUUGCUGCGUUGGGGUUUCGAUCUGGCAACUGCCUUCUUCCAAAACUUGUCUUCGCGAGACGCGAGGUGCUUUGUAGGAGUGCCCGCUGACGGUUUUUCCUCGUAUCUGGCGAGCUUGUGAGUUGUUCUCUCCGGCGACGUUCUGCUAAAAAAGAGUUUUCUUUGCCCUGCGUGGCAGUUUGCUUCUUCUGGCAGUGAUUGCCUUUGUUGGAAGUUGGCUGUUGGGCUUCUUGUGUGGUUGUUUGACACGAUGGCAGGAGAACGUAAGAAACCAACAGCGGCGGAGAAAGGAAAAGCAAUAAUGGUAGAAGAAAAGAAAAGAGAUAAGGCCUUUGAAGCUGCAGUAAAUGCUGCCCAUGCGGCAGAACGUCGUCGCCCAAGAGAACUUGUCAUUCAUGAACCGCCAGCCACUGCUGCAGAGUCACCUGCAGGGCUUCGUCGAUCUGAACGCAACCGCACUGCCUCCACUGGGAUGGACGCUAGAGGUACCCCAGGGUCUCGGAAGAGGGCACGGGAUGAUGUUGUAGUGCCUCCAACUGCUCCUCCCCCACCUCCUAUUGUGGAUGGAGACGAUUAUCGUGGAUUGCUUUCAAAAGCAUUAAGCUCUGUUGUGACGGUUGCAUCUGACAUGUCUGUCGGUUCGUCAACGGCAACAGCAUACCGUACUGGUUUGAUUCUUGUAGAUGAGGAAAACUACACUUUGGUACUUACUAUUCAUAAACAUCAUGCGGAUGGGUUUACUGGUAAAUUUAUUGUCUACUUUGGAGGAGAAAAGUAUCAAACUGAAGCCUAUUUGCUUUCAAGGAUUGUUGAAAAUGACCUUGCGAUAUUGAUUGUUCAAACUGAUAAAAGGCAUGAGGUUGUCAAAUUUAGUUGUGAUCCUUUAAGCUAUGAAGUUAUUUUCACGGUUUGUGCAACGAGUGGUACCAAAUUGAAUGAUAAAGCCAAUGCACCACUGGUUAAGGAAUUGAAUGGUAGUCUUGGUAUAUAUAAAGGGACAGUGGGAACUCCAUGUUGUGAUGCAUUGGAUGCUUGUUAUGAACAUAUAGUUGGAUCUGAAAAAUAUUUCCAAUUUGGUUUAUCACGUCAUGAUGACAUUAUUACUUUGAAGAAUAUCGAUGCUGAGAGACAUACAGCAGAAAUAGCAGUGUCAGCACCUGUAUUUCGUUUGAAUGGUGAAGCAGCUGGUCUGUUAUUUUCGGAGGGUGGCUGGACCGAUUCGAAAAUUGGGCUGCUUGCAAAAAGUAUCAUCUUGUGCAUGAAAAAAAAUUUUGGAUCAGAGUGGGAGGAGAAUCUGAAGGAUGAGGCAGAAUAUUGGUUGAUUCGAAGACGAUAGAGAGCUUCAGGAGCUUACCGUUUGAAGCAAUAUCACAUAGUUUGCUGUUUGACCUUUUGUUGGGGCUUGCCCUUUGAUGAUUUAAAGCAACUGAUGGUAACUUGUUGGCGCUGUGCUAUCCCAAGUUCAAGCUUUAUCAAACUGCAGCAACUCCAUGUCAACAAUGCAAGCUUAAUUAUCUAUUUAUGUAUCUCCUUUUGGUUGUAAUACUUAAAUUGCUACUCACUAGUAUUACAACUAUCACUAUGGUUGAGUAGUCACGAACAUGUAAUAUGUGAUGAACUCACUAAUUUAGUAGUAUGUAUGGGUGUAGCCGUGUGGCUGUCAUGUGGUGGAGACUCGGUAAUUCCUAGCUGGUAUGCUGUACUGUAUGUGAACUCGUGAAAUUGGUCACUUGGUGUUUUGUAAUGAUGGAUUUACCUAUUAGACUUUGAUCAGGUGUUCAUGUAGCAUGUUUGUUUGAUGAA